AUGAGCAACAAUAUCAUUAAUCCAACUGCAUUCAAUGCUCCUAUUGAAAUCCCAACUGAUUUCAAAUCAACGCUUCCACCUCGUAAAAGAGCUAAGACUAAAGAAGAAAAAGAACAAAGAAGGAUCGAAAGAAUACUUCGAAACAGGAAAGCUGCUCAUCAAAGUAGAGAAAAGAAAAGAUUGCAUUUAAAGUUUCUUGAACAAAAAUGCCAAAUCAUGGAAAACCUAUUAUCUAGAAUUGAUGCUGAUGUUUUACAAAACUUGGUUGCUACAGACAGCACCGGUACUUCUAUCUUAGAAGAAUAUAAUAACAUAUUAAACACCACUGAUGAAAGUUAUGUAGAAGAUAAACUAAAUCCUUCCUCUUCAAGCUCGUCACCUUCAGCUACCGUAAAUAAUGGUUCUCCAUCUACUUUCCAAACUACUUUUGAUGCUGGUAAUAUUGAACCUGUCGCUAUUAAGAAAGAACAAACAACAGAAACCGAUUUGUCAGCGGCCAUUGGCUCAUCAUUAAGUAGCUUCUCUAGUUCUAAUUCCAAUUCCAGUUCCAAUUCUGAUUCUAAAUCUAGUUGUGCUUCUCCAUCCAGUAUCAUGUCUCCUGUUAGUAACGGGACCAUGGAAGAUGAAUUAUUUUUCGAUGAAAAGGAAAACUAUUAUACAUCAUCCUCUUCUAUCUCUUCCAUAAAUAUGAUCAAAUCAGAACCACAAGAUUGGAAUCUUUUAAUUACGAAAUCUGAACAUGAUAACUCAAUUUUAGAAGAUUUCAAUAUUGAGCAUGAGUUUGAGUAUAAUGAGCAUAGUUUCAGUGAUCAACUCUUAACCAAAACAGUAGACGUAGAAGAAAGUUUAAUGAAACCCAAGACAAUUCCAAAUAUGACGGUGCUAAUGAAAAACGAUGACAUUGAUGGUUCAUUCGUCCUUGACAAUUGGCGUAAUCCAGCAGUGAUUACCAUAUGA
Naumovozyma dairenensis CBS 421 is the source of this 957-nucleotide messenger RNA. It is a transcript of the gene HAC1, whose product is annotated as transcription factor HAC1. NCBI's taxonomy places the organism in Eukaryota, Fungi, Ascomycota, Saccharomycetes, Saccharomycetales, Saccharomycetaceae. The record is from RefSeq and is a predicted model, not a curated record. Gene Ontology annotation, molecular function: DNA-binding transcription factor activity, RNA polymerase II-specific. Bases 1 to 957 code for a protein of 318 amino acids. Gene Ontology annotation, biological process: positive regulation of transcription by RNA polymerase II. The transcript has a single exon.